Cylicocyclus nassatus is the source of this 615-nucleotide messenger RNA. Lineage: Eukaryota; Metazoa; Nematoda; Chromadorea; Rhabditida; Strongylidae. The record is from the annotation of a GenBank genome assembly.
AUGCUAUUGUUUACCAAUCAGAUAUACUCCUUCAUUACAAUACUAGCCCUUCAAGUUGAUGGAAUGGUCAUUGUAAGGGACAACUCAAGAAGAUGUUCAUUGGUGCCCAAUCAAUUCAACUGCAUGCGAGAGUUUACAAAGGCCGAAGAUGGGUCUACUUUUCGAAGUCCUCCAGUCCUCGCAAGAGGACAUGUAAAUGAAUUUCCGCAAAUGUACGAGCAGGAUUAUGCUGACACCAACUACUACGCCGACUAUCCACCUGCUGAAUAUUCAGAGAGCGACAAUGGAGCCGAAACUAUGGAUGCCGUAGAUAGCAACCAGCGAUUAAAGUUCGACAGGUCAAAACAAGUGCCUUCCACGGAGCUGUUUUUUGUUAAUGUGUCUACCCCUGUGCACUCGAGUGACUUCAUCUCUAAACUCCUUGCUUCUGCAAAGAAGGCAAGCAAAUUAAAACUACGCAAUCACUUAGCAUUGAGUAAAUUCAGCUUUUUAGUUACCCUUCAACAGGAAGUUGGAUGUGGCGCUGAGCCUCACGUCUCUGACGCAAGGGCUAAUACAUGGCAUGCUAGACGAUUUGUCAGCGGCAGCAUACUAGCUGCAAACUCGCCUCUAUAA